ACCCUGUUCCUGUUUCAAGUUGUAAGUGCAAGACUAAAACAACAUUAUAAGUAAAGAAUAUUGAAGUUGUCUAAAUCAAUACCAACAUGAACAUAUCAUGCGCGAGUACAUAACUGAUAAGUUACAAGAGGUCAAGUCGUUAUCUAUUUAAGCGUGUACUCGUUAUAGAUGUUACAGUUCAGUUUAUAAUUUACAAGAAGUUACAACGAGUUGCUGUUUAUAAUGAAGCUUUCUAUAAUUUUUGUAUGUUGUUUAAUAUCAACAAUACUCUAUUCAGUGGAAGGUGGAUUGGUCAAAGAUUUUUUUGGAAAGGUUAAAGAAACAGCAGAAGUAAUCCAUAAAGAUGUACAUAAUGUCUGGAGACCUGAAAGUGGUAACGCCGAAAAGAACAACACAGAGCAAACCGUGACUACUCCUAGUGCAGCCAAGGAUGGUCAUGACGAAAACGAGGACAAUAAAGAAGGAGAACACAAGAUAAUUACACCUUCUUCAACCACGGUGACAAAAGAACACGAAGCAAAGGAGGAUAAACCCGAAGAAACAACAACGGCAGCAUCUGAAACUACAACGAAAAAAGACGAAAGAGCGAAUUUCUCAGGAGCAUGCCAGGCUAAUUACAGACGUACUGCUGACGGCCGAUGCAAGCUUGUUGGUGCUUGACAAAUUGAAAUAAUAUAUAAUAAAUAAAAAUUGUUAAAAGAUGAUUCAUACUGUGCCCGGCCCGAGUGCUAGCCGGCUCUCGGUCCAUAGGUUUAUUACAUUAUUAUUACAUCUGAGGUUUUCUGGUAUACUUUGUGUAUUCCUUCCUAAUCGUGUAAGUGACAUAACGUCUACAAUUACCUAAUCCGCAAAAUAUUCACGGUAAUUUAUUAUUAUUAAGCACAACACAUUGGAUACCUACCAAUUUAUGUAUUUGCAUAUAGGAACUUAACGAAUAACUUCCCAUUGUGAAUCAUUCGUAUAUUUACAGUCUACUCAAAACCUCUGUUAUAAAAAGUUAUUUUAAAUAUAUACUCAUUAUAUGUAUGUGUAUACAUAUGUGUUACAUUAAGUGAUUAUAGCAUCUGAUCUGCAUGUAAUGUAAAAAAUAAAUAAAUAAAGUAUGAACCUAUAA
Molecule: messenger RNA, 1114 nt
Organism: Cydia pomonella (codling moth)
Lineage: Eukaryota; Metazoa; Arthropoda; Insecta; Lepidoptera; Tortricidae
Gene: Pp
Product: growth-blocking peptide, long form-like
Exons: 1
Coding region: 223-660 (145 amino acids)
Source: RefSeq, a predicted model, not a curated record